AUGGCCAUCACACAUUAUCCUGUUAUCUUCACGAAGCCUUCCGAUGCGCUUGCUGGCCCGUUCGAAGACAUACUUAUCCACCCUGAGUGCAAGUGGAUGGACUACGAGGCUGAGCUGUGCUUCGUCAUCGGAAAAGACUGCAAGAAUGUGUCAGAGAGUGAAGACGCCAUGCAAUACGUCCUCGGCUAUACCGCAGGCAACGACGUAUCUUCGCGGUACUGGCAAGCUUCGGAAAGAUCAGGCAACCAGCAUGGCAGCGCAAAGUCGUUUCACAAGUUUGCGCCUAUCGGUCCUGUCAUCACCUCACCGGGUGUCAUUCGCAACCCUCACAAGUUGGCUAUCAAGUCUUUCGUCAAUGGUCAAGUAAGACAGCAGGCUUGUACGGAUGAUCUUAUUUACGAUAUUCCAGCUAUCCUCAGACAUAUUAGCAGAGGAACUACCCUUCGCAAGGGGACAGUGGUAAUGACUGGUACACCAAGUGGUGUUGCAGCUUUCAUGAAGCCUCCUGCUUGGCUGGAGGAUGGUGAUGUGGUGGAGGUUGAGGUUGAGAAGAUUGGGAGACUGAGAAACAAGAUGGUCAUUGAGAAGUAG
This is a messenger RNA of Alternaria atra, 591 nucleotides long. RefSeq lists its product as uncharacterized. The record is from RefSeq and is a predicted model, not a curated record. Gene Ontology annotation, molecular function: acetylpyruvate hydrolase activity. Lineage: Eukaryota; Fungi; Ascomycota; Dothideomycetes; Pleosporales; Pleosporaceae. The transcript is spliced from 2 exons. Bases 1 to 591 code for a protein of 196 amino acids.